Ceraceosorus bombacis is the source of this 798-nucleotide messenger RNA. The record is from the annotation of a GenBank genome assembly. NCBI's taxonomy places the organism in Eukaryota, Fungi, Basidiomycota, Exobasidiomycetes, Ceraceosorales, Ceraceosoraceae.
AUGGCGCCCACUGCCUCAGCUGACUCCUCAGUCGAAGCUCGACCCGCAGCGCAGACGAUGGCGACGUUCUCUUCCUCCACAUCUAGCUCCGCAUCGAUGGCUCGAUCCAGCUCAGCUCCCGGCGGAUAUGAAGAGCUGCCUCUUUUGCAAAUCGUCUACGCAUCAUCCUCGCCCGAGCGCAGCCCCGCUGCUGCCAGCGUUGAGCAGAUUCUUCGCACAUCCAGACGAAACAACGCAGCAGAGGACAUUACCGGCCUCCUCCUCUUUCACGACGGUAGCUUUGUUCAAUUCCUCGAAGGUCCUGCUGCCAAUGUGAAGCGCGUAUACGAGCGUAUCAGAAAGGACGAUAGGCACAGAGGUGUCAUCGAGAUUUUUAGCGCGUCCGUCGCCAAGAGGAGCUUUGCGGAUUGGAGCAUGGCGUACAGAGACUUGAGCGCUGCUCGUCAAGACGAACAGUCACCUGAAGAUGCCAAGAGGGUGGCAGGUGAACUCAGUCACAUUCUAGACUCACCGGAACCCAGGUGAGUGCUACCUGUUGUUCGCAGCUUGCAGCUCCGCGAACAGAGAUACGGGAGGACGCGUGAAGCGAUGGCGCGCGCGUGGAUGCCCAUCCUCGUUCCCUCUGAAACGCAGAGGCCGACCCGGGUCACUAAAUGGACAAUAUUUUUAGGCUCGCUUGCCGCAUUAUCAGAGUCUAUUUGUCUGACGCACUCGUCGCUCCCUCCCAGUUUGACCCCGGACAUGUCUCCCAAGAUUCGCCGCUUGAUCGGCACUUUUCACCGGCUGUUGUCGACUUGA